This is a messenger RNA of Coccomyxa subellipsoidea C-169, 1285 nucleotides long. RefSeq names its product CDP-Ethanolamine:DAG ethanolamine phosphotransferase. The record is from RefSeq and is a predicted model, not a curated record. Gene Ontology annotation, molecular function: phosphotransferase activity, for other substituted phosphate groups. Bases 1 to 1167 code for a protein of 388 amino acids. The transcript is spliced from 7 exons. Gene Ontology annotation, biological process: phospholipid biosynthetic process. NCBI's taxonomy places the organism in Eukaryota, Viridiplantae, Chlorophyta, Trebouxiophyceae, Coccomyxaceae. Gene Ontology annotation, cellular component: membrane.
AUGCCGAUUCUAUCCAAGCGGGCGCUCUCUGGCCUGAGAAGCUACAAAUACGUUUCCGCUGGCUACACGCUCCUUGAUGACAUCCAUCAGCCAUUCUGGAAUUGGUUGGUUGAAAUUUUGCCAAGAUGGUUGGCUCCCAACCUGAUCACUCUGACUGGCGUGUUUGGCCUUGUCCUAGCAUACUUCGUCUCUCUUUACUACGUCCCCAGUUUUUCAGAAAUUGCCCCGAGGUGGGUGUACUUCCUGAACGGUGCAGCAGGACUGAUAUAUCUGCACUUGGAUUGCAUUGAUGGCAAGCAAGCGCGGCGCACCGGCAGCUCCUCCCCUCUGGGCCAGCUCUUUGACCAUGGCUGCGAUGCGCUGUCAGUGCACCUGGCAGUCACGUGCAUAGGCACGUCCAUCGGCGCGGGAUUCACAAAGUGGACGGUGCUGGGUGUGAUGUCCAUCAUGGGCCCCUGGCUGCUGGCACAUUGGGAGGAGUACCACUCCGGCGUCAUGCUCUACGGCAACGGCUACUGGGGAGUCACGGAGGCCAACUACCUCAUGGUCCUCCUGCACUUCUUCACUGCUGCCGUUGGCCCAGGUGUCUGGCAGGUGAACAUCAGCAAACUGCUGCAUGUGAGCUUGCCCUGGCCGCUGCAUGAUGGCCUGUUGAUCAAGCACGCUGUCCUCAUUGUUGUGGCCUGCUUUGCGGUGGAGCAGCUCAGCGGCCAGACCUGGCGCAUGUUCGUGACUGGUGUCUCCGGGAAGAUGCCAGCGGAUGAGCGUGGCGCCAAGCAGCUGGGCCGGGGACAUGCCGCCAGCCAUCUGUUCCAGCUGGCGCUGGUCCUUGUUCUUGGCACUCUGGUGAUGGCAGAGCCAUGGCCGACCACUGGCCAAUGGCGAGCCGUGUUUGGAGGAUUCGGCAUUGUGUAUGCGCUGCAGGCAACCAAGCUGAUCAUGGAUCACAUGUGCAAGGAGCCCUUUGAGAUCCUGUGGUGGCCUGUGUUGGCGCUGGUGCUGUUGCUGGCCAACAGCCGGGCGCAGCUGCUGGACUCAGCCAUCACCGCUUGGGGCUUUGCAGCGCUGAUGAUUGUUGGAUAUCUUCUGUACAUCACGUCUAUCAUCAAUGAGAUUUGCAGCUUCUUGGGCAUCCGCUGCCUCACAAUCAAGCCCUCAACUGCCUGAGUGCUGUAGCAAGGAAGUAUUGCCUCUGACUGUAGUUGUCAUUAGUGUUGAUGAGCAUAAGGAUAAGGAGAUCAGUAUUUGUUCCUGCUGAGGAGUCUUGGUAAUUACACUGCAUUAC